This is a messenger RNA of Microthlaspi erraticum, 387 nucleotides long. NCBI's taxonomy places the organism in Eukaryota, Viridiplantae, Streptophyta, Magnoliopsida, Brassicales, Brassicaceae. The record is from the annotation of a GenBank genome assembly.
AUGUUUUGUCCUUCGUGCGAGUGCGUUACUUGGCUUCUAGAACUGAUUCCCGGUGGUGAAUGUAGAACGAAGUUGAUAUUGGCGGACGAAAAGGGAGACAAAAUAGAAGCAACGAUUGAGGAAGCCAUGAGGGAAUCUAUGGAAGCGGAGAUUGAAGAGGAUCUCUUUGGUGCAUUGAUUUUUGUUUACGACUACAAAGCUGUCAAGAGAAAUUCUAAAGGAUUUGUUGAUAGUUCUGACAAUAUCACGAAAUUCAGAUUGAGGGACGAAGAGUGGGGUAACUGGGAGACUGCUGAUGAACUCCAGGGUAACUGGGAGACUGCUGAUGAUUUCGUUGUAGCAGUCCUUAGGCACAGGAAGAUCUAUUGGGAUAAAGGUAAUCGUUGA